Messenger RNA from Cucurbita pepo subsp. pepo (vegetable marrow), 677 nucleotides. Its product is annotated as SNARE-like superfamily protein. Lineage: Eukaryota; Viridiplantae; Streptophyta; Magnoliopsida; Cucurbitales; Cucurbitaceae. The record is from RefSeq and is a predicted model, not a curated record. Gene Ontology annotation, biological process: protein transport.
CGAGUUUUCUUCCUCGCGCGAUCGAUUUAGGCUUUUUGUUUUUCGUCUGCGCGAGUUUCAUCGAGUUUGUGAAAGGCAAAAUGGGGAUCAGAUUCAUUCUGAUGGUGAACAAGCAGGGCCAAACCCGCCUCGCUCAGUAUUACGAAAAUCUUACCCUCGAGGAACGUCGAGCUCUUGAGGGUGAAAUCGUUCGCAAAUGCCUCGCUCGUAACGAACAACAGUGUUCCUUUGUCGAGCAUCGCAACUAUAAGAUUGUAUAUAGGCGAUAUGCAUCUCUAUUUUUCCUGGUUGGAGUUGACAACGAUGAAAAUGAACUCGCAAUUUUGGAAUUCAUUCACCUGUUGGUUGAAACCAUGGACCGCCAUUUCGGGAAUGUGUGCGAGCUAGAUAUAAUGUUUCAUCUUGAGAAAGCACAUUUCAUGCUGGAAGAGAUGGUGAUGAAUGGGUGUAUUGUAGAAACAAGCAAGUCAAACAUUUUAUCCCCAAUACAACUGAUGGAGAAAUCAUCAUGAAAAAUCUACGAAUUGUAAUGUUUGGUGCAAAAUCUUGGCUGUCCUUGUACUCCAUUAAAGCUAUCGACUUGAUGUUAAUGAAUUUAUUUGAUUGUGCUCUGUUCAGCCACUUGGUAAAAUGCAUGUGAUAGAUCUCAACAUCAAUCCAAGCCAAUUGAAGCUUAA